AUGAAGAACAUUCCAUAUGCUUCUGCUGUCGGAAGCCUAAUGUAUGCUCAGGUCUGUACAAGACCUGACAUUGCAUUUGCUGUGGGAAUGUUAGGAAGAUAUCAGAGUGAUCCAGGUUUAGACCACUGGAGAGCUACAAAGAAAAUAAUGAGGUACUUUCAAGGAACCAAAGAAUACAUGCUUAUGUAUAGACGGACGGACAAUCUGGAAGUAAUUGGCUACUUAGAUUCUGACUUUGCUGGCUGUAUUGAUUCACGCAAAUCAACAUUAGGAUACAUUUUUUUUAUGGCCGCUGGAGUUGUAUCAUGGAGGAGUGCCAAGCAGACAUUGACUACCACUUCCACUAUGGAAGCCGAGUUUGUCUCUUAUUUUGAGGUUACUUCACAUGGUGUAUGGCUUAAGAGUUUCAUUUCUGGGUUUAGAAUUAUGGAUUCUAUCUCUAGUCUAUUGAGAAUAUGUUGCGACAAUUCAUCUGUUGUUUUUAUGGCUAAGAACAACAAAAGUGGGAGUCGAAGUAAACACAUCGACAUUAAAUAUUUAGUUAUAAGGGAAAGUGUUAAAGAAAAGAAAAUGGUCAUUGAGCAUGUCAGCACUGAGCUAAUGAUCGCUGAUCCUUUGACUAAGGGCAUGCCACUGUUGAAAUUCAGAAUCAUGUAG
Molecule: messenger RNA, 657 nt
Organism: Juglans microcarpa x Juglans regia
Lineage: Eukaryota; Viridiplantae; Streptophyta; Magnoliopsida; Fagales; Juglandaceae
Product: secreted RxLR effector protein 161-like
Exons: 1
Coding region: 1-657 (218 amino acids)
Source: RefSeq, a predicted model, not a curated record